AUGGAAGAAGAUAUUGCCGAAAUACCACAUUAUAAGUAUUAUUUUGCUACUUUCAAAGAAUUGGAAGAUAAAGUGGAUCAAAUUGAAUUGUUGUCAGAUGUCAUUGGAGUGGUCACAAUCGUACAAGAUUUGGAAAAAUCCACCCUCAAUAGUAGGAUCACCUCAUGUCGAAAUGUCACAAUUAAAAAUGUUGAGAACAAGGAACUACAAGUAACUCUGUGGGGACAUAAGACAGAUCUAUUUGAUGAUAAUGUCCUCAAAACACUUGAAGGGCCGGUUGUUACCAUCUUCACUUCAGUCUUGGUUAAGAAAUCUUUAGGAAAACCACGCCUUUCAAGCACUACAUCUACGUUGUUCUUCGUUAAUCCAAAUAUACCUAAAGUUGAAGAUUUGAAGACAAGAUUUCAAGAAGAUGUAAAAACAAUCAAGUUUCUCCCAUCAGCCAUCACAACUCAAAGUUCCCUGAAUGAAGAAAAAAAGGAAAAUAGGAAAACAUUGGUUAAGCUUCUUGAGAUAAGGCCAAAAUCCACCAAGGAUAUGAGAUUUACUGUUAAAGCUGUAAUUGUUGACAUUUGUGAAAAAGAUGGAUGGUAUUAUAUGGCAUGUCCAAAUUGUAUGCCACCUGUAUCACAAGCUGAUGUUUCUUGGUGGUGUCAAAAAGAUAGCUUCAUAAACAAAUCCCCACUUGCAUGGUACAAAUUAAACACUAUAAUUAGCAAUCAAACUGGAAAGAUGAGGAUGAUGAUCUAUGGUCGAGUAGCUGAGUAUCUCAUCAAGGAACCAUGUAUUCAGUUGGUAACUAAUCAUGUGAAUCAAGACAAGAGAAAAUUUCCACAAGCUAUCAUCGAUGUCAUUGGAAAGUAUAAGAUUUUUCAAAUUGCAUUUGAAACCAAAGCAAUAGACAAUGUGGCUAUUUGUAAGAAGGUAUUCGAUGAUGAAACAAGUGAAGCAACUAACAAUCGUCAUCGUUUGUCUCCACCCAUUAAUCCAAAAACUCCGGAUCCAAAAGUAUCUGUUAACCAAAGGUAA
Molecule: messenger RNA, 1029 nt
Organism: Humulus lupulus (European hop)
Lineage: Eukaryota; Viridiplantae; Streptophyta; Magnoliopsida; Rosales; Cannabaceae
Exons: 7
Coding region: 1-1029 (342 amino acids)
Biological process (GO): DNA replication; DNA repair; DNA recombination
Cellular component (GO): nucleus
Molecular function (GO): DNA binding
Source: RefSeq, a predicted model, not a curated record